GAAUCAGAUGCAUGCAUGUUACUUACUCAUUUGCUUUUAACAACAUUAAUUGAUGUAUAUAUAUAUAUAUAUCAUAUAUGUAUUGGACAUCUCAUCCCCAUCUCAUUGGUUUUAGCGUUUUCAACAACUCGACAUCUCACAAACUGUCAACCUACCUACUCCCCACUCUAAUUUACUACUGUUCUUCAUAUGAUCAUAUAUAUGAUGAUCUAUACACAUAUAUGUAUAUAUACUGCGCUUUAAUUUAGUCUUCUUGCUACCUCAAAACUAGCCGUCAAGUGCAUGCAUAUAAAUUUAUAUAUAUAUAGUCUCAUCUCAUGAGAAGGAAGAAUUCUAUGUAAUGUAGUAUUAUGUAUAUCGAGGAGGAAACGACAUAAUUAAACCAAACAGCACAUGAUCUGGCAUUUGAGGUGGAAUCGAAGUUUCCAAUUAGAGCAGCCAAAUUCAAGGAGCCCUUCACCCCACCCCCAAAGAGGACCCUCUACUAGCUAGGUGCCACGUGGGGGCUAGCCUUUUGCCCGCUCUUAGAUCUCUACCAUAGUACUAGUAUUGCUCCCAUCCACUGCCACUUCCUCUCCCCAUUCGCCACUGCUCCUCCUGCACCCGCCACAUUUCAGUUACUUGAAUCAAGAAAAUGAAGAUCUUUAACUGGGUUCAUCGCAAGUUUAUUCAUAAAGAUGGAUUCGCAGAAAAUGCAAAAAAAAGUGCUAGUGUUGUUGCUGAGAAUUAUAAGCAGUUUGAGCUUGAAAAGGCAUUAACUAGUUGUAAUGUGUUUGAUGGUUGGAAAGGAGGGGGGAUUUUGAGCAUAGGGACCUUUGGGUACGACCCAUUACUAAAGCAUAUUGAGAACAUGAAUCAUGUCACCUCAGAAAAGGAACAAGUAAUUCAUGAGAUGAAUAAUUAUGAUGAACGCUAUCAUGACGUCUACCACAUUACUAGUGAUUAUUCUGAUGAUGAAGAGGAAGAGGAAGACGAAGAGGAAGAGGAAGUGAACCCAUUGGUGUAUGCAGCUUACAAUAAUAAUAAUUAUAAUUAUAUAGAUGAUGAUGAUGAGUACGAGGGUUUAAUGGAAACAAUCAAUCCUGCAACUACUGUUUCUCCAAAGGAUGAAAUGAAGAAGGAGAGAAUCACACUUGCGGAGUUGUUCUACGCUGAUUCAGAGGAGGAUAUUCAGAUGCAGAAAAAGCAGGUGGUGGUGGCCACGUCUCACAAACCUGCACCUCAAAUCAGCAUCAAAGACAAGUCCUCCUACACCUACAAGCAUGGAUUUUCAUUUGCCAAGAAACUUAUUGGAGAUCAGGAUGCUCGCCCCAUUCACAAACUGCAUCGAUUGAUAGGGAGAAUGUUGAAAAGAAAGAUCCACCCAGAUGCAGAUGCAAAUGCGGAUGUUCAUGUUGAUGUUGGCCACAUGACCUGCAGUACUACUCCCCUCAUGUUCACCUCAACUCCUCGUGACUGCGAAUUUGCCUCACUUCUUUCAACUCAUCAAGAUACAAUCAUAUGAUGCUGGAUGAUCAGGAGUCCUACGUAGAAUCAACUUUAUAUUCUCUCUCUCUCUCUCUCUCUCUCUCUCUCUUUCUGUGCAUGUGAUGAAAUAAUUGUUUCUUUUUUUUUUUUCCUUUUAAAUUAAGGGAUUGUGCUGUUGUCAAAUUAUUUAAUUUGUGUAUCAAUAAUGUCGAAUAUUAAUGUUGUGUACUAUUUGCUGUAGAGAUCAAGCUUAUAAUUGUUUUUGUGC
This is a messenger RNA of Sesamum indicum (sesame), 1735 nucleotides long. Its product is annotated as NAD-dependent protein deacetylase HST1-like protein. Lineage: Eukaryota; Viridiplantae; Streptophyta; Magnoliopsida; Lamiales; Pedaliaceae. The record is from RefSeq and is a predicted model, not a curated record. Gene Ontology annotation, biological process: morphogenesis of a branching structure.